AGAGCUUCAACUUUUCAACGCGGAAAAAGGGUCGUAAUGAUCCAAUGGGACACCGGACUCGUGCACUCUUUGCAAAGCAUACCUGUUCACAGUUGAUCUUCGGCCUCGUCUCUCUUCUAGGGUUUCACAUCUUCCAAUUCCUACGGUGAUGGGAAAAAUGUUCAACCAAACCUGCAUUUUGUGACAGUGUUUAUAUUUUUUUGAAAAGAAGAAGUUCAAGUAUUUAUUGAGCAAAGCCCAUGGAUUCAGUUCGGUGUUGGUUCAAAAAGUCAAAGUCGAAAGAUAAGGUGAAGUCUACUAAGAAGAACGAAGCUAAAGGCAAUGAGAAACAGGGGUUAAAAGCACCAACAAGUGAAGAAGUGCCAUCAAAUGUAACGAACCAGAAGGUUGCAGCUGCAAAGCAGUAUAUUGAAAAUCAUUACAAGAAACAGAUGAAGGAUCUUCAGGAGAGGAAAGAACGUCGCAAUAUACUAGAAAAGAAGUUGGCUGAUGCUGAGGUCUCUGAGGAAGAACAAAACAACUUACUAAAGUCUUUGGAGAAGAAAGAAACAGAAUACAUGCGUAUUCAAAGGCAUAAAAUGGGUGCUGAUGAUUUUGAGCCAUUGACAAUUAUAGGCAAAGGUGCCUUUGGGGAGGUUAGAGUCUGUCGAGAGAAGGCAACUAGUCAUGUAUAUGCUAUGAAGAAAUUGAAGAAAUCGGAGAUGUUACGAAGAGGCCAGGUUGAACAUGUGAAAGCUGAGAGGAAUUUACUUGCUGAGGUUGACAGCAAUUGCAUCGUCAAAUUAUAUUGCUCCUUCCAAGAUGAAGAGUAUCUCUAUCUGAUUAUGGAAUAUCUUCCCGGUGGAGAUAUGAUGACUUUACUGAUGCGUAAGGAUACACUAACAGAAGAUGAGGCCAGAUUUUAUGUUGGGGAAACUGUCUUGGCCAUUGAAUCUAUCCAUAAACAUAAUUAUAUACAUAGAGAUAUCAAGCCUGACAAUUUACUUCUUGAUAGAAAUGGUCACAUGAAGUUAUCGGAUUUUGGGUUAUGUAAGCCUUUGGACUGCAGUAAUCUUCAGGAAAAGGACUUUUCUACAGCAAAAAACCUUAGUGGAGCGCUUCAGAGUGAUGGACGCCCAGCGGCGCCUAGGCGCACACAGCAGGAGCAGCUGCAGCACUGGCAGAGGAACAGAAGGAUGCUUGCUUAUUCUACUGUUGGAACUCCUGAUUAUAUUGCGCCUGAGGUUUUACUGAAGAAAGGAUAUGGAAUGGAAUGUGAUUGGUGGUCUCUGGGUGCUAUCAUGUAUGAAAUGCUUGUGGGAUAUCCUCCCUUUUAUUCAGAUGAGCCUAUGUCAACUUGUAGGAAGAUAGUUAAUUGGAGAACUCAUUUAAAAUUUCCAGAAGAAGCAAGGCUGUCUCCAGAAGCAAAAGAUCUUAUCAGUAAGCUCCUGUGUAAUGUUGAGCAAAGGCUUGGAACAAAAGGCGCAGAUGAAAUAAAGGUCCAUCCUUGGUUUAAAGGCAUUGAAUGGGACAAAUUAUACCAAAUGAAAGCUGCUUUUAUUCCUGAGGUUAAUGACGAGUUGGACACCCAAAAUUUUGAGAAGUUUGAAGAGGUUGACAACCAAAUUCAGACGUCAUCAAAAUCUGGUCCAUGGAGAAAGAUGCUUUCAUCCAAGGAUAUAAACUUUGUUGGUUAUACAUAUAAGAACUUCGAAAUUGUAAAUGAUCAUCAAUUGCCUGGCAUUGCUGAAUUGAAGAAAAAGAGCACUAAACCGAAGAGACCAUCGAUCAAAUCUCUUUUCGAAGACGAGUCAGCUGCACCUGCGCCUGUUCAUGGGAGCUUUGUAAACCUCUUGCCAACACAAGUAGAAACACCCGAGGAAGUGAACAAGUCCCAGUGAGCUGGUGAAGGAUUUGACCAAGGGAUCAUGUUCUUCUCUUGUGAAGAAUUUGUUUGGCGCUUCUUGACAUGUAUAAAUUGUAGAGUGAAAGGGACGAAGGAAACCCAAAAACAAGAAUGCCUGGGAGUGGGAAGUCUUAGUUGGAUGGUUGAAUCUGCUUGCUUUGGGGAUUUUAUUCUUUGUAUGAUAAUUUUCUCAAAGUGAUUAUUCUUUUGAAACUGUUGGGUGUAUAUUUAUUUUCCACCUCUCGUGAUCUCUUGGGCUUUGAAGAAUUCUUGUACAAGACGAGACCUAUAUUAUUCUCACUUUUCUUGUAAUUAGUUAAUCUAACAGAUGGGUUGACGAUGGAAAGGAAAUCUUUGUUGUUGACCUUA
Molecule: messenger RNA, 2254 nt
Organism: Tripterygium wilfordii
Lineage: Eukaryota; Viridiplantae; Streptophyta; Magnoliopsida; Celastrales; Celastraceae
Product: serine/threonine-protein kinase tricornered-like
Exons: 14
Coding region: 240-1880 (546 amino acids)
Biological process (GO): intracellular signal transduction; peptidyl-serine phosphorylation
Molecular function (GO): ATP binding; protein serine/threonine kinase activity
Source: RefSeq, a predicted model, not a curated record